GGACGCUUGAGCCUCGGUUGGGCUGAGGAGAGGGUAUCCUGUCUUCUGUCUCCGUCUGACCAGUGCCUUCUGCUCCUCACCGAUCAUUACUGAAUAUGAGAAGAUCUGCAGCACCAAGUCAAUUACAGGGGAGUCUAGCAAAAAAACCAAGAUUUAGACCUCCAGGAAAUAUUAGCACAUCAAAUCUGAAUGACAAGGUUAAUAAGCUGGGUCCAAAUGUUACAUUUACUAAGGUUGGUACAACUGAAAAUCCCCUGCCGCAUUUGCAAACUGACUCUAGAAUUUAUAAUUCAGUUUUAAGUGCUGUAACUUCUGAGGAAUCUGCUAAAGAAAUAAAUAAUGUGGCACUUGUGGCAGCAGCAGAAGUAGCCAAGUCAAAGGAAAAAGAAGCCUUACCUGGCCAUGUGACAAAGUAUUUCAGUGUUCUUUGGCGUAAAGUUUCAAAGAAGAAGCACAAGAAGUGGGAAGGUGAUGCUGUCCUUAUUGUGAACGGAAGGUCAUUCACCCUGAAGGACCUGGAGGGCAGAGACAUUGGAAAAGGCAUUGGAUAUAAAUUGAAAGAUUUGGACAGUCUAAAUGAGGGUGAAACAACAGUGAUUGGUGGAAAAGAGAUAGAAGUCAUGGGUGUAAUUUCUUCAGAUGAUUACUGCAGUGGGCGAUGUUUUCAGUCUAGCAUAGGGAGCCCAUGCCUCACAACUUCACAAAUUACCCAGAAGCCUUUCUCUAAUCCAGUCAAAAGUAUCUGCAAAUCCAACAUAGAGGAAAAGAAUGUACAUGAUUGCUCAAAUUUCAAACCUCGUCAUGAUCCAUAUGCACAAAAUGCCUUUGUUAUGCCACGACCAGAUAAGAGUCAUCAGCGGAUAUUCAAUAAGAAUGGUUUACCACUUGUGGAUGUAGUUGUAGAUCCCUACCUUGUAAAUCAUCUUCGACCACACCAAAAAGAAGGAAUUGUGUUUCUCUAUGAAUGUGUGAUGGGAAUAAGAAUGAAUGGCAGAUUUGGUGCUAUUCUUGCUGAUGAAAUGGGUUUGGGGAAAACACUGCAAUGCAUUUCACUCAUCUGGACACUCCUGCGUCAGGGACUCUAUGGAGGCAAGCCAAUAAUAAAAAAGACACUUAUUGUUACCCCUGGAAGCUUGGUGAUUAAUUGGAGGAAAGAAUUUCAAAAAUGGUUAGGAAGUGAAAGGAUUAAAGUUUUCACUGUUGAUCAGGAUCAUAAAAUAGAAGACUUCAUCAUCUCCUCACUGUAUUCAGUUCUUAUCAUCAGUUAUGAGAUGCUGCUUCGAUGCCUUGAUCAAAUUAAAAAUAUAAAAUUUGAUCUUUUAAUCUGUGAUGAAGGACAUCGCUUGAAGAACACUUCCAUUAAAACAACUACGGCGCUCGUUAGCCUUUCUUGUGAGAAGAGAGUAAUUCUUACUGGUACUCCAGUCCAAAAUGAUUUACAGGAAUUUUAUGCAUUAAUUGAGUUUGUGAAUCCAGGAAUACUAGGCUCUUUGUCAUCAUAUAGAAAAAUAUAUGAAGAGCCCAUUAUUGCAUCCCGAGAACCUUCUGCUACUCAGGAAGAAAAAAAAUUGGGAGAGAAAAGAGCAGCCGAACUCACUCGCCUUACUGGACUCUUUAUUCUUAGAAGAACACAAGAGGUGAUAAAUAAAUAUCUUCCACCUAAAAUAGAGAGUGUAGUCUUCUGCCGACCAGUUAUACUACAGACUGAACUUUAUCGGAAACUGUUGGAUUCCCAGGCUGUCAGGUUUUGCUUGCAGGGGCUACUAGAAAAUAGUCCUCAUCUGAUUUGUAUAGGAGCUCUUAAAAAACUCUGCAACCACCCUUGCCUUCUCUUCAAAUCUUUAAAGGAAAAAGAAUGUAACUCAUCCUCUGAUGAAUAUGAAGGAUAUAACUUUUCUGAAGGCUUGAUAGAUGCCUAUCCUGUGGAUUACAACCCAGUCACAUUUUCUGAGACGGAUUCGGGAAAACUACAGGUCUUGAUAAAGCUGUUAGCAGUUAUCCGUGAACUCAGACCUUCUGAAAAGGUGGUGCUGGUAUCUAAUUAUACACAAACUCUAAAUAUUUUACAAGAGGUCUGCAAGCGUCAUGGAUACAGUUGUUCAAGACUUGACGGACAAACCCCAGUUGCACAGAGGCAGCAAAUUGUUGAUGGAUUCAACAGCAAACACUCUUCAGAUUUUGUCUUCUUGUUAAGUUCAAAGGCUGGUGGUGUGGGACUGAACCUUAUUGGAGGUUCUCAUUUAAUUUUAUAUGAUAUUGAUUGGAAUCCAGCUACUGAUAUCCAGGCAAUGGCUAGAGUAUGGCGAGAUGGUCAGAAACAUCCUGUGCAUAUCUACAGACUUCUCACGACAGGCACAAUUGAAGAAAAGAUUUAUCAGAGACAGAUAAGUAAGCAAGGUCUUUCUGGGGCAGUUGUAGACCUGACCAAGACAUCUGAACAUAUCCAGUUUUCAGUGGAAGAACUUAAAAAUUUGUUCACCUUUCAUGAAGAUUCAGAUUGUGUAACUCAUGAUCUACUGGAUUGUGAGUGUAUGGGAAGGAAAGACCAUCAAGCCGAAUCUUUGGAAGCUGUCCAUACGUACAGAAAUUGUCAGCUUGGCUCAAAUCACCAUAUGCCUGACUCCAAAAAACCUCUUUCCAUGUCACAGUUGAAACAAUGGAAACACUUCUCUGGGAAACAUCAGAAUAUUAAUGAUCCCUUUCUUGAAAGAAUUAAAGAAAAUGUUUCAUUCAUUUUUCAAAAUGUAACCAAUCAAGGCCCUCUAACAUAA
Molecule: messenger RNA, 2771 nt
Organism: Trichosurus vulpecula (common brushtail)
Lineage: Eukaryota; Metazoa; Chordata; Mammalia; Diprotodontia; Phalangeridae
Gene: RAD54B
Product: RAD54 homolog B
Exons: 15
Coding region: 96-2771 (891 amino acids)
Biological process (GO): double-strand break repair via homologous recombination; reciprocal meiotic recombination
Cellular component (GO): nucleus
Molecular function (GO): DNA translocase activity; ATP binding; ATP-dependent chromatin remodeler activity
Source: RefSeq, a predicted model, not a curated record